AUGUGGUAUUGUCUUGGACAUCAUGCUAGUCAGUUUCAAAAUACAGUAGUUCUCAUCUCAAUUGAUGGAUUUCGGCCGGAUUACCUUGAUAGAGGCCUGACUCCAAAUCUAAACAAGAUUGCUUCAAGUGGAGUUCGAGCCAAGUAUAUGCAACCAUCAUUCCCGUCCGUCACAUUUUCAAACCAUUACACUAUUGCCACUGGACUGUACCCCGAAUCUCAUGGAAUUGUCGGUAACAUAUUUUACGAUCCAGUUAGAAAUGAUACGUUUUCAUACACUGAUCCAUUAAAUAAUGGAGAUGGCUAUUGGUGGAAAAAAGGAGAACCGAUUUGGGUUACUGCAGGUCGACAAGGCAAGAUUUCUGCGACAUGCAUGUGGCCUGGUUCUGAAGCAGAGAUUCGAGGAUACCGACCAAAUCAUUGGGUAAAAUUCAGUCCAAACAUAACCGAUGACCAAAAGUUAUCUACUGUCAUGAAAUGGAUUGAUCUCCCACAAAAAAAGCGUCCGUUAUUUAUUUCUCUCUACUUUCAAGAUGUUGAUCAUGCUGGUCACAUGUUUGGUACUCACUCCAAAGAAGUAAACAACUCGUUGAUUCAAAUCGAUACAACUAUGGGAAAGUUUUUUGCAAUGCUGCAAGACAGAAAUAUUGAAAACGCAAUCAAUCUUGUGAUUGUAAGCGAUCAUGGUAUGGCGAAUACAUUUCCAGAUCAGAUUGUAUACCUUGAUGAUUUUGUGGAUUUCUCUACAAGUCGCGUUAUCGUAGAUGGUCCAAUCAUCAAUAUAUAUCCUCCUCCAGAUCAACUUGACUCUAUCUCGGAUGCAUUGGCAAAAGGUGCUCGUCAAAAUGGCCACUUUCAAUCUUAUGUACGGUCUCAGAUUCCAAGUGAAUACAACUACAAUGCAACAGACCGUAUUGGUGAAAUCAUUGUUGUUCCUGAAAUAGGCUGGAUGGUAGUACCAGAAAGCAACAAUUCAACAUCUCAACCUGUCUGGAUUCCAAAAGGCAUGCAUGGAUAUAACAACUCGCUUCCAGACAUGCGAGCCUUGUUUAUUGGGCACGGCAGUGCGUUUAAAUCUACUUUGACUCAUCGCAUCACAGAUCCAUUUGAAAACAUACAAGUAUAUCAGCUUUUGACAAAGAUUAUGGGACUGAAACCUGCACAAAACAAUGGUACUACAGAAUGGUUGACUGAAUUUAGCAAUCGAUGGCUUAAAUAG
Messenger RNA from Batrachochytrium dendrobatidis JAM81, 1218 nucleotides. RefSeq lists its product as uncharacterized. The record is from RefSeq and is a predicted model, not a curated record. The transcript is spliced from 5 exons. The coding region runs from base 1 to 1218 and encodes 405 amino acids. Gene Ontology annotation, biological process: nucleoside triphosphate metabolic process. Gene Ontology annotation, molecular function: ribonucleoside triphosphate phosphatase activity; nucleoside triphosphate diphosphatase activity. NCBI's taxonomy places the organism in Eukaryota, Fungi, Chytridiomycota, Chytridiomycetes, Rhizophydiales.